Amoebophrya sp. A120 is the source of this 5633-nucleotide messenger RNA. Lineage: Eukaryota; Dinophyceae; Syndiniales; Amoebophryaceae. The record is from the annotation of a GenBank genome assembly.
AGCAUAUAGUACGCGUGGUCAAGUUUUAGCUCAUGAAUAGCUCCGGCUGCACUCCUAAAGUUCUGGAACGCCACCCUCGCAGCCAAGCCAAGCCAAGGCUUCUUAUUUCCUGAUUCUCCUGCUUUCGUCUUGUCAUCAUCUAUUACUAUUUCCCCUUCGUUUUGCCGUCUAGUUUGUUCGUUGUGCUUGUGUGUUAGCACCAAAUGGCGUCAAAAAGUUGUAUGGCCAGAUGAAGAAGAAAUGACUGUCUUUGAAUUUCUUGCUGUUAUGCCCCAUAUUAUUGACAAUCCCUCUCACAACAAUCAAAGGACAACAUGAAGAUGUGUAUAUACAGUAUUGUAUACUAAGUAGCCUGGAGUAUUGUCACUGGAGUAGUCCUGGUCCUGCAGAUGGGGGAGGGAGAUUGCUUGCCGCAACUGUGAAAAUACCGUGGAGCAAGAACGAAUCUUCUGCUUUGCCGUGCUAGGUCUCACACACACGCCACCGCUCGUCGAGAGCUAGGGCUAGGGGCGGUCUAAGUAGGUAGAAGACUCCGAAUUUUUGGCAAGAAAGACCGAAAAGAGAUUCGGACUUCUACGUGCAUCGGCAUCGGGACUCACGAUAUGGACCUCCUGGACGACCUCUAUGGUCGCGCAGGUGCGACCGGUGGCGCCGCGGCUGCUGAUCACGAUGACUACAACCCAUAUUUAGACCACAACGAUAACCCCUAUGCGGGGGGUGGAGCCGCAGCUGCCCUGCCACGAUACGACGAGAACCCGCUUCCGGCCUCAAAUCCAUACCAGCAGCAAGGAGACGCGCUCGACGCAAAUUAUGGCUCCACGGCGCUACCGGAUUACAUGACCGGUGACGGUCACGCUGGCGGACACCACCCGGGCCAGGAUACAGCCCCUGGCCACCAUCUGGCCAACGACAACGUGCUCGAAGCCAUCCAGAGUCACCGCAUCACCUCUUCUGCUUCCUCGCCCAGCGCCGCCGCCGCGGCGGCUCGGCCACCACCGGCAGCCAAUUCCAUAGAGGAAACGCCGAUUCAGCCGCGGGCGCCGGCCGCAAUCACGAUUCCGUUCACAUCGAACACGAACAGCGGUUAUGGAGGUAGCUCCUCGUCAACGGCGAACCUAAACCCUAAACCCAACGCGGACUCGACGAAGUCGUCCAGCGGGCCGAGCAGCAGCACCGCCACCAGCGGUAAAAACGUGGUGAAGCGACCGUUUUUAAAGAGAGGCGCACGAAACCCUGUGAGCACCGAGAAGGAUUUUUUGUCAAAAGCCUCCACCCAGCGCGAAGAAAAGACGCCCGGCAAGCAGCGUCCGCCCGCAGCGAACGUCACGCCCGUGCGCUCGGCGCCCAAUGAUGGCACGCGAGACAGCAGUCGUCGAAGCAACGCCGUCGCGUCGGAUCGCGAUUUAUUUGAAACCGCUUCAACUUCGCGAGACGCCGACGCUGGUGGGGGAGGUCCUUCCACAACUGGAAGUGUCGGAACUAGGAACCGCUCGAGUGGUUCGAACGCAAAUGCAACACUGUCGGGUAAGAAGUCAAAUUGUUUGCAUUGCAUCGGUUCGUUGUUUGAGGACGUGGCACUAGUGAUGAGAUGUAAGUAGUGCCAUGAUCAUGAAGAAGAUGACUGCAAUUUCAAUGAUGCAAACCGACAGCCCCACGAGAGACCGCAAAAACGCUAGCGAGCAAAAAGUUUUUUGCCGAGCGGUACGGAAACAACAAGAAGCCGCAGCCCGGGGGCCUGAAGCUGGAUUCGGCGGAGCUAGGAGGCGAGUCGUCGUCGGCCAGCGAAGGGGGAAACCAAUACUCCUCAAUUCGAAUCGUCGACCGUGAGGCCCAUGCUUCCGAACUUCCGGAUCCGGUUCAGCUCUUUUUUGGACGACAUCUUGUCCUUUGUAUAGUACUUAUACUUACAACGGAUCAUGGCAUGACGUCACAGAAUAGAAAGUGCGAAUUCUCAUAAAUAUGAGUGACAAGAAAAUUAAGAUUAUGGACAAGUGCGAGCAAUUACAAUGUCGGCAGAUAAAGCCACUGCGAGCAAUUGAUUGACAAUCAUCUAAAAGUAGCAUAAUACCCAACAGGCUCAGAGUGACCUUCCUUCGGUGGAAGAGCAGGACGGCGAGUUCGAUGCCGAGGAAGAUCUUCGAGGCGAUUUUGACGAAGAUGACGAACCGCCCGUGUCCUCAUUUGUGAAAAAGCACUUCUACAGCAAAAACAAACCCCCAGGGGCGCAUCAAAAGCCGAGUGGCAAGGGCGCGGCGACAUCUGCUUCUUCAACCUCGGGAGUAUACUCGAAUGCCGCGACCCUUUCUGGAGCUGCCCUGGGCGUUUCCGCGUCUUCUGUCUCACCGGGGGCAGACCACGGCUUCGAAGACCACGUAGUCAACUACGUGGUCGAGAAGAAGCAAGGCGGCGCUGCCGGUAGUGCGCUGGCGGCCGCCGCUGCGUUCGAGAAUGAAGUCAACGCCUCCUCCGCCGCGGCCGACACGCAAACGCGGGAGGACUUAGCGCGUAAGCUGAAGAUGCUGGACGCGCAGAUCGAUCGGUAACAAGAAAUGACAAACCGUACAUAAUUAUCGAUCUCGCUAUGAACAUCAAUAUGAAAGUUCCUUAAAGAUGAGGCAGGAGAUGAUGGCUGCGACAAGCUGAGAGCUCUUAUUGGGUGCAUGAUUUGGUAAAUUUCAGGUUCAAGCGCGAGAACGAGCAAUGCAAGAAGCUGCGAAUGGACCGGGAGCACGCGCUCAGGCAGGUUGAGCACGAGCGCAAGAAGCUUCGCGAAGAGGUCGAGCAAGAGUAUGGCCUUCUCAGUUUUUCACAUCACUCAAAAGCUACACUUUUCCGCUCGUGUAAUUCAUUGUCAUGCAUACGCAGUACCAGUACGACCUCCAAGGGGAGCAAACUGUGAGCAAACCCAAAGCCGCGAAUGACAGACGUACAGCAACAGCUGCCCAGGGGAACGCUUGCGCUUGCAUCUAUUAAUUUAGCAAGAGUUCGUCCAGGGAGACACAGCGCCACGAUGCUCAACAUUCGCUUUCACGCCUUGCUUCCUUUGCAGGAUAUACAAAAAAAGUUUGGCAGUACUUGGGGCGUGUGACGGCUCGGAAGGUCAUAAAGAGCGCGCUGCCAUGGUGGCAGAAAUUGAUGAAGAACGAGAAAAGAUGCGCAAGGAAAGGAAUCGCAUCCAUCAGGAAAGUACGCAUCGCAAAAGUUGUGUCACAAGAAGAACAACACGAACACCAGCGAGCGCUGCAUGUUGAGGACAAGAACUUUCCAUAAGUUCUAGGGUACGCACUACACAACCAAGACCAUGUUCUCUAUCGGGAACGAAAUCGACAUAUUGAAUUCCGAACCAUAAAUGUUAAUUGUAGGUGAGCAUAGAGAACAAGUACAAGAAUUCCAGGAUCCCGCGUCUCGUGUGUACAUCGUGAAAUUAAAGUGAAAUUCUUGCGCAACACUUUUUCACUGGAUAAGGAGGGAGAAGCACCGACAGCAGGUCCAAAGCAGCAAAGCGGAUGUGGCAACCAACGAGCAACUGACGAAACAAUAUGGAGAGUCAGUUAUGAGGGUUCUUUCAUCACAGAAGACACACCAAAGCGCUCAAAGGAUUUGGAGUUCUUUAGACGAAAAAGGAAAAGAAAAAACGUGUACGCAAAGGAGCGACUGGCUUCAUCUCUCUGUCUCUUUCAAGAAAACUCUGCAGCAGGCAGUGCGUAUUUCUUCUGUUUUGAAAAAAUCUUGCUUGCACCUCGCAUAUGCAACUCAAGGACCUGAAAGAGGAAACAUCGCAGAAAGAAGCAAGGUAGAUGUGGUUACUCGGCAGCGACACCUCAUGUGUGGCUGUUGCUUGUGAUUCUCUUUUUCCGAUGGAAUCAUGCUGCUGUAUAUGUAUUGACAAGAGGAUGAUCAUAGUGAUUUUCAGGGAACCAGCAUGACGCAGCGACAAUUGGUAGUGUGCAACUUCUUUGAUAAGUAAAUUAUUUGUCUUCUUGAAGUCAAUCUUCCCUCUUAGGUUCCGCCGCACAAUUGAGCGACUCCAGCGACAAAACGACGAACUUCUGAAGAAGAAUUCCGAGCUUCAGGAUGACUUGAGCUGGAUGAAUCGGCAAGCGGAAAAAUACGCCGCCAACGCUGGUGGUGGAGGCAGCUCUCCUCCCGAGCGAACUGUACAGUUUGACUUGAUCAUCGUAAUUGAGAUCUUUUCAAGAUGAAAAUAAACACAAUUCGAUUUUCGUGAUACAGAUAUCCCAAAGCAAAGAAAGCAAAAAAGGCCUCGACAAUCUAUGUUCCAAUCAUUCAAAGGUCACGCCUGCGUCCGCUGGAGCGCCAGCAGCCGCGUCCGCGGCCACUGUAGCGCAAAACAGCCCAGCCUUGAGUUCUACCGCUGGUCACAUGCCUGUUUCGCUGGACCACCAGUCUCACCACGGAGGGACCCCGCAACUCGUGCCAAGCAGCGCGAACAGUACCCCAAUGCAUCACCAGCCGGCGCUCACUGCGUCGGCGCAGCACCAGCAGCACAGAACGCUGUCCGCCAACGCGCUGACCCGCCCGGCGCCGCUGCUGGGCUCCAGCGGUAUUUUCCAGCCCGGGAUGCGAACCAGCGGCACGAGCGGGCUGGUGCAGCACCAACCAAGCGCAGGACCCGCGAGUGGUGCGGUGGGCAGUCUCGGCCUCAGUGUUGGCUUAAACUCCUCCUCUACCGCCGCGCUUUUGAAUCCCAGUGCCGGGGUCAUGCAGAUUGGUGGACCAGCAUCUACAAAAGUGGGCGCGACCAUGACAAGUUCCUCGGCGGCCACGUCGGGCUCUUUUCACAUGCUGAACACCCGCGCAAAUCAUGCAGUAGCGACGGCUUCUUCAAACUUCGCUCCGCUUCCGUCAAACGGGACGACGCCUUCUGCAUCGAAGACACUGAGCGCGGGCCUGAAGCCAACGGCGGCGGGAGCAAAUGCCGGGGAGAUGGGCAUAAGUCAGGACCUAGCUACAGAAAUCCUGAAAUCGCUACCGGUAAUCGACGAUAACGUGAAAGAUCCCCACGAAAUACCCACCGAAAAGAUAUCUCCAGACGGCCGCGUUGAGCGUAUGUUCCGAGACGGGCGGCGGGAAAUUCAGUAUUGUUAGUUUCUGAUGAAAAUGAAAUUUGAAAUUAUUUUUGGGAUUCAGAUAGGCAUAGGAGAAGGAGGACCACAAAAUUUACAUCUUCUGCUUUGGUUUACGCUGAUGUCAGUUGUUUUUUUUUGUGAAUCAUGUUCAUGUUCAUGAUCAUGUCCCGCCUGCGCACGAGCACGACACCGCUGUGAGGGCCAUCCAUUUGAAGAAAUAUACACAGGUUCACGAACGGGCUGAAGAAGGUUUUGUGGCCCGACGCGCGGUGCACUGUUCUAUUCACGAACGGGGACACGAAGCAUUGUCUCGCAGACGGUACCGUGAUUUACCGGUACUCCGAGACCGCCGCAACGCAAACCACCUUUUCCACCGGCAUCGAAGUCUUUCAAUUCGCCUCCGGGCAAAUCGAGAGGCACUUUCCCACCGGGGAGAAAGAAAUCAAGUUCGCAAACGGCACGACGAAAAAAAUAUACGCCGACCUGCGCGAAGAAAUCCGCUUCCCCGACGGAGUGGUGAAACACGUUGCGCCGAAGAAGUAG